UUUUGUUUUUGCUGCUUGCUCUUAGACUAUGAAAUAUUCCUUUUGUGUUAUUAUUGAAGUGCAUUUCUGUUGAUUUCCUGCACAUUUUUUUAUAUAUUUAGAAAGGAGAAAGUUUAGUGAUUACGUAAUCAUUUUGAGGUUAUUCAAGUGUCAAAGAAAGUUGAACACGUGUGUGUGCAUUGACUUCCAUAGUUGGAAAUUUGAAUAAUUUUGUGUGCAUUUUCUAUAAUUUGUGUCGCCUUGAAACUUUUAUUAUUAUUUUGAACGUUUUACAAUAUUUUUUGGAAAACUAAAAGUUGCCUGCACUUGUAAGCAAAAGUUUACCAGGGUUUUGAUUAAAAGUAGUUGCACUGACUUUCAAAUUUGCCAGAGCUUUAUCAUUGUGUUACUAGAUUUUAUAUUUAGCUUAGAGCCAGCAAGCAUUUGGUUUUUGUUUUUUUUUGUGGCUUGUAACUCUAAGACUGUUUAGGACACAUAUUUUUUUUGUUUUGUGUUUGGACUUUGGCAAGUUUAGAAAGAAUAUUAGAUUUUGUCAGUCAGCUGACUGUUUUAAAAGGUAACUCAAAUAAAACAAGGUUCGAAUUUUUUUAAAAGAAAAUUUAUAGUUUAAAGUACACACUUUUACAUAAUAGAGCAUUGUAAUACCAGUAUUCUCAAGAAUUAGAUUCACAUUUAGCAAAAUGGAGAGAAAUAUUCAGUUUCACGCAUUAUUGAAAGAUGAGCUGACUUAUGAGGUGAAAAUUCGUUCAGAGACUCCCGCCAGUACAGUAGAUGCUCUGAGGAAACAGCUUCGGGUUCUUGUUGUCGAGGCUCCAAGCGAAGACAUUUUAGAAACUUCGCUAGCGGCAGACACGGAAUUGGAUAUUGUGGCUAGGAAGAUUGAUGAUUUGUCGUCCUUUGUCGCGAAGUAUAGUGAGUCCAAGGAGAGGUAUGCCUUGAGCCGAGCGAAGGCAUUAGGGUACCAUAUUUAUCAUCGUCUCGCUAGGAUCCAGCCCGAAGAGGAUGACCAGGCACUGUUGCUUACGAAGUGCAGUUUGCAGUCCAGGCUGGAGAGUCUGCUGGCGGAAAUUGAAGGUCCACUUGCGGGAACUACAGCACCAGUUUGUGCCGCUGAGGGUUCGAACCCAAGUGCUUCAGCUUCGGCCGGUAGUUCUGAAAUGCCAAUAGAUAGUUUUAGAGAAAUGCGUGUACAAUGCUCGAGUGACUUGAACAUUUCUAAAUGGCAAGUCAAGUUUAAUGGAUUGACAGACCCGCGCUCAUUUUUGGAGCGUGUGGAAGAAUUAAAGGAGGCAAAUGGUGUGUCAGAUUCCAAAUUAUUUAAGGCCGCGCCUCACUUGUUCAUUGAUGGUGCUUUAUUAUGGUUCCGUGGUAUUAAGAGUUCGGUUUCAAGCUGGCAAGAGUUAAAGUCACUCUUGUUAGAUGAGUUUGUCCCUGGUGAUUAUGAUUUUAGGUUGAAACAGGAAAUUCAGGCUAGGACACAGGGCGAAAACGAGCCCAUUCAUUUGUAUUUUGCAGUAAUGUCAGGAAUGUUUGCUAGAUUAAAGUCAGACUUACCGGAGGAAGCGAAGCUUGACAUCUUGUUGCACAACAUUCGACCACAUUUUACACAGCAGUUAGCAUUGGUAGACAUCCAUUCGGUCGCCGAACUGAAGACUUAUUGUCGAAAGGUUGAGUUUUCACAGCAAAGGGCGAAGUUAUUUGUAGAACCGCCGAAGGUUAGUGAACAUACACUUUGUCGCGAUCAUGUGUAUAAGGCCUCCAGUUCCAAACAUCAACAAGUAAACGCUAUUGCUGAAAAACAAAGCUUCGCGAGGAAGUCUGACGGUUCGGUGCCACAGUGUAACACUUUGCAACAGAGAAAGCAACAUUUGUUGCAAAAAUUUUGUCAGGUACUACCAUACCGGACAAACACAGAAAUAGUACGUUUUUUUUUUGUAUUUUGUUAGCGUAUCGUUUAGGUAACGCGUCGUUAGGCUAAAUACCUAACG
This is a messenger RNA of Leguminivora glycinivorella, 1988 nucleotides long. RefSeq lists its product as uncharacterized. Lineage: Eukaryota; Metazoa; Arthropoda; Insecta; Lepidoptera; Tortricidae. The coding region runs from base 681 to 1946 and encodes 421 amino acids. The transcript has 2 exons. The record is from RefSeq and is a predicted model, not a curated record.